Molecule: messenger RNA, 3537 nt
Organism: Fimicolochytrium jonesii
Lineage: Eukaryota; Fungi; Chytridiomycota; Chytridiomycetes; Spizellomycetales; Powellomycetaceae
Exons: 2
Coding region: 1-3537 (1178 amino acids)
Biological process (GO): intracellular calcium ion homeostasis
Cellular component (GO): intracellular membrane-bounded organelle; membrane
Molecular function (GO): ATP hydrolysis activity; ATP binding; P-type calcium transporter activity
Source: RefSeq, a predicted model, not a curated record
AUGACGAAAAAAGCCAACUCGGACGAAGACCGCCGCCAGGACUUGAUCCACAAACUCCGCUUGAAGGCGGCACAGCUCGGCCCCAACGAGUAUGGCGUUACACCCGAAGACCUGUCCCGCAUCUGCAAUUUCGACAACCGUUCCAGUCCCUCGCUUUUGCAGAUGUAUAACAACGAGUUCGGCGGGAUUGAGGGGUUGGCCGUUUUGUUGAAGGUGGAUCUCGAGAAGGGGCUUGAGCGGGUAGAUGAAGGCGUUGAUGUCGAUACUCAUGGAAAGAAAGAAACGAAGAAAUCGAGGAAACAGCAGGUCGCGCCGGAAAUGGGCGACGAUGGGGUCCCGCUUCCUAUGAAACGCAAUAUGACCGCCGUAGAAAACGAGUCUCGCCAGGCGGCGUUUGGAACAAACGUCAUCCCACCUCCGCGAUCAGACACUAUUCUUGAGAUGGUUUGGGAAACCAUCAAAGAAGACCCCAUCAUCAAAGUCCUGAUCAUCGGCGCGGCUGUUGUAUUGGCACUCGGAACGGCGAUCUGCCCGUCGGAAGGAUACAUCGAGGGUCUGGCUAUUUUGGUCGCGGUCGUCAUUGUCCUUUCCGUGACGGCCGGAAACGACUGGUCCAAGGACCGCAAAUUCAAGAAAUUACUCUUGCUGCAAUCCGACAAGCGGUGCAAAGUUAUUCGCGGUGGGGUCAAGGACCAGGUUUCGAGUUGGGAUCUUAUCGUUGGGGAUCUGGUGGAGGUAGUUGUGGGCGACGAAAUCCCCGCCGACGGCCUGUUUGUGAACGGCAACAGAUUGGUUGUCGAUGAGUCGCCGUUGACUGGAGAAUCCAUUCCCGUCAAGAAAAACCCUUCAUCGCCAUACAUGUUCUCAGGAUGUCAAGUAAGCGAAGGCUCCGGAGUGAUGCUCGUAACAGGAGUCGGCACACGAUCCAGUGGCGGACAAAUCCAAGAACUACUGAACGAGGCUCAAAACGAAGAAACAGUACUGCAAGCAAAACUCCACCAGGUCGCCGUUCUGAUCGGCAAAGUCGGUGUCGCGAGCGGUAUCCUGACCUUCCUUGCACUUUUGGUCCGGUGGGCGAUCGCAUGGGGACGCCAUGAAGCCAGUGGGUCGGGGUCCUCGUGUUCUGGCUCAUCCGACUCGGAGACGCUCGGCCGGAUCCAGGCCAUCGCCGAAGAUUUCGUGAUCGGUAUUACCGUCGUCGUAGUUGCCGUUCCCGAAGGUUUGCCCCUCGCCGUUACGAUUUCGUUGGCGUUCUCCAUGUUCAAAAUGAUCAAAGACAACUGUUUCGUCCGACAUCUCGAUGCGUCCGAGACAAUGGGCGAGGCUACCUGUAUUUGCACGGACAAGACGGGAACCCUGACUGAGAACCGCAUGACGGUUGUUAAGGCCUUGGUUGGAGAUCAGAUUCAUUAUGGGGAAGGAUCGGGAGAGGACGCUACGAAAGUGCACCCGUUUUCGCCAACGACGCUGCAACCGCAUGUUAGGGAUAUCUUUACCGAGGGAAUCUGCGUGAACUCGAACUGUUUUGUGAAGAUGACGGAUAAAGGACAGCCGCUCUUUGUCGGAUCGGCAACCGAGGGCGCUUUACUGGUGUUUUCGGAGAAGUUGGGAGUUCAUUACGAUUUCGUGCGCAAGCAGGUCGCUAAAGUAGAGAACGGGACAUGGUCGUUCUCGUCGGACAGGAAACGUAUGUCUACAUUGGUCCAACCUAUGUACAGGCUUUACACCAAAGGCGCGUCUGAAAUCGUCCUUUCGCUCUGCACGCACAUCAUCGACGCCCAGGGAACAAAAGCCUCACGCAUCUCCGCCGACGACAUUUCCCGAAUCCAACGCACGAUCAAGCGAUGGGCCUCGCAGGGUCUACGUACACUCGCGCUUUCUUACCGCGACACCGAUAAGGAGCUGAUGACGUUUGAGAGCUCGAGCCGCAAAGACGACCCGGAACAUGAUCUCGUUUUCAUCGGGCUGGUCGGGAUCAAGGACCCGUUGCGGAAGGAAGUUCCUGGCGCGGUCGCAAUUUGCCAACGCGCCGGGCUGACCAUUCGUAUGGUUACUGGAGACAAUAUCUUGACUGCCUGCAAGAUCGCCCGGGAGUCGAACAUUAUGUUUGGGGAGGGUAUCGCGCUCGAAGGGCCGGUGUUCCGCGCCAUGUCGUUGGAGGAGAAGAUGGCGAUUAUCCCGCGGCUGCAGGUUCUUGCGCGGUCCUCGCCGUCCGACAAACACACUUUGGUCAACCUACUGAAGCGCAUGGGCGAAGUCGUCGCUGUGACGGGAGACGGCACGAACGACGCGCCUGCACUCAAGGAAGCCGACGUCGGGUUCGCGAUGGGAAUCAGCGGGACGCAAAUCGCCAUGAACGCGUCGGAUAUCGUUUUGCUCGACGACAAUUUUGUCUCGCUGGUGCAGUCGAUCCGGUGGGGCCGGAACGUGCUCAACUGCGUGCGCAAAUUCCUGCAGUUCCAGCUCGGUGUCAAUCUCGUUGCGAUUAUCCUGACCUUUGUGGGUUCGUUGACCCAGGGGUCGUCGCCGCUAAGCACCGUGCAGUUGCUGUGGGUUAACCUGAUCAUGGACUCGCUGGGUGCGCUCGCUUUGGCUUCCGACGAGCCUGAGGAUGACAUCUUGGACCACCCUCCGCAUGCCCGUACCGCUUCGCUUUUGUCUCGGCCUAUGCGACAGUAUAUCGUCAUCCAGGUGCUGUUCCAGAUCAUCGUUCUCCUCUUACUUUUCCUCGGCGGGGCAGACCACUGGGUCCCAUACGAUGAAAGCUUCUACCACCCGGCCGACGUCACCGGUGACCCAAGUCGCCGCGCCUCGACAAUGGUCUUCCUCGUCUUUAUCCUCAUGCAACUUUCCAACAUCGUCAUGGCCCGCCAACUCAACGGCGAACUCAACGUCUUCAAGGACUUCUUCCGCAACAAACUCUUUAUCCUCAUCAUAACCGUCAUCCUCGCCGUGCAGGUCCUCGUCAUCUUCGUAGCAGGCAGUUUCGUCCGCACCUGCCGACUCAACUGGCCUGACUGGGUCGUAUGUAUUAUCCUAGCGCUGUGCAAUUUCCCAUUCACGAUGUUCCUCCGCGCCAUGUGCAAUUUCCACGAGAACAACCGCGGGAAGGCCAAAUGGCACUGGUCGUUCGUCGCACACGACGUGAACCGACACAAGAAGGUCGCUUCGACGACGUUGGCGCCCGCGCCGCAAGCAACGGUCGACAUCGAUGGCUCGAGCGACUCGGUCACUGAAGCCGAGGCCCGGCCCGUCGCUAAAGGGCCUGCCGGCACAACCACCGAGGCCAACCAGUCUCAAACCCAUGUGCCACACCAUCAACCGCAGCGUCGGGCAGGCACGCGAUGGCAGACGGUGCGUUCGGCGGUGGUGCUGAUGGGUGCAUUGGAGACCGUUCGGCACGAAGACUUCACCCCGCGUGGACCAGAUCCGGGGUUCCUGGAGCACUGGAUUAGGUUUAGGAAGGAUGUUGGGGCUGUUUUGCCGACUAAAGGGGCGGCGAUCGCGAGGAGCUCUGGAAGCUUGCACCAGAGAUGA